GGCUCCGUGCCGAGGCUCUGCCUGCCGGCUGCGGAGGCCUCUUUCGGUCCGCCGAGGCCUGGGGGCCCAGCGGCCUCCCGCUCCGCUUCUGCGUCCGCACGGAUCGGGCGCGGGGUUUGGUGAGCAGGGGCGGCGGGCAGGGAGGCAGCGGGCAGCGGCGGUGAAGCCGGGCCUUCCUGCGCGCGGCCGGGAGCGGGCGGCGGGGCCCGUGGGGCUGCGCGGGGCCGGGGAGCUCUGCAGGCCGGGUGGGAGCGGGGCGCGGGGCGCUGCGGGUGCUUUGAGCGCUCAGCGCUCGUCUCGCAGGUCAGUUAGAAUUGAUCCAGCGUCUGGCUGGAGGCUGAGCGAGCACAAUGAAAUCUGCAGGCUUGCUUUUCCGUUUGCCUCCUGAAAGAUCCUCCUCCAUCAUCACCUCAGGCAGAAGUUUGUUUAGCGGCUUUCUCUGCGGGGUGUGCUAUUCCGGGUGAUGGGAGGUAUGGACGGGGAGGGGCAGCUGGGGGUUAGAGACAGGGUCUGCACCAGAGGGCGGUGGGCAUGGAACAGCCUGCCCAGGGCUGUGAGCGUGGCCCCAAGUGCCGGAGUUCAAGGGGUACUGGGACACCGCUCUCAGACACAGGGUUUGGAUUUUGGGUGGUGCUGUGUGGAGCCAGGAGUUGGAUUUGGUGGUCUUGUGGGUCUCUUCCAACUCGGAAACAUGUAACAUACUCCAUCUGCAAAGGCAAGUGGAGAUGUGGAGAAGAGGCUGAUACCCCUACAGCACUAAUUCUGUGCGGUUUCUCUGUUAUUAGUGGAAAUUGGAGGCAUCGACUAGAACAUGCGUUUCUGAAGCCCAUAGGAAUGCUGGGGAUCAUUUUUCCUAGAAGUUAUUAUCUAGCUGCCUCUUUCCAGGAGCUCUGUGGCAAUGCUGGGCUUUUUCCCUACUCUUAACUAGCCUCCUGGGAAGACUGAAAAGUAAAAGAAAACAAACCUAACUUAUGGUGCCUACUGGUAAAUAUUUUCUAGCUCUCGCAUCUCAGAAGUGUGGGAAGAAUAAAAGUUAUUGCGAGUAGCAAAUGCUUCUUUAUCUCUUAUCACCUGAUGUUGUUGAGCUAUCCAGCCGUUGUGUUAAAACAUUUGGAUAGUCAUCCCUGGCAGAGAAAACUAAGUGCUGUUAAUGAUCACUUUUCGGUUACUGUUCACAAAAUCAAACCCUUUACUCUUAAUAUUCCUGCCAGAUAGGCAUUCCUCUGAGUAACAAAACAAAGCCUUACAAAUGUGCAAAGUUGGUCCUAAAGCUAUUCAUCUGGAGCUGUCAGUUCAUUGUAUUCAUGCAGCUCACUGAAGCAAGUUAUGGUACUUCAAAGGUAAAGGGCAGAAAGCACUUUUUGUAGCUGGCAUGUUCAGACUUGAACAGCAAACCUAGAAGUAUAUUUUUAUAAACAGAUAUAUAUUUCUUUUCAGAAAAUAGUAUAUGAUCUGAUGUUUUGGCAGAAAAACAUCACUGUGUACUUCAUAUCAAGAGUAUUAUGAAGUGUUUUGUUUUCCUGCUUGAUGGUAGCUAGAGCAUCCUCUAGUUGAUUGAUCUGCCAGGAUUUUAGAGAGGCUUUUAUUUUGGCUCGUUUCACUACCUAAUGCACGGACACUUUUCCAGUCUUCUCCCCCUUUUCCCUUCAUACUACUCUUAAACUGCAGUGCUUGUAGAUUUGUAAAAUACUCUUAUCUGUUGGAAGCAAUCCUUCAAACAGCGGCUUUUAGAAAGCCAGCAAGUUCUUUUGCCUUAGUUUCUGUAAACAUCUUCUGGUACUGAAAUGUUUUUUGUUUCUAAAAUUCAUUGCUGUUAUAUUUACCUUUUCCAUGAGGAAAAGCAAUUGAAUGUGGGACUGUUGUGCCAGCUUAGUCUCCUCCAGUAGAGUGCCCAGCUGAACUGCGUGCUGCAGCCUUCCAAACCACUACCUGAGUCCUGCUUUUGACUACAGACUGCAAACAUGGGAAGUGGUCCCAUAGGCUGUGUGGAACAUGCUUAGUUUCAUUUGUUGGUGUGUAACUCUGUCUUGGUGAUGGUGGCCUCGCCUGGUCUCAGUCAAUACAAUAAUUAAUCUGCUUGACCUGUUGGUUUGAUGUGGAAUCUGUCUUCUCUUUGUUGAUUACUAAUAGUUAAUAAGUGAGUAGAAGAGAGAGAUUAAUAUUCUCUGUCCCCUAUUUUAAAAGGAACGGAGAGGGAAGGUCGAAGAUCGCAAAAUAGGAGUAAAGAGAGCAGAAGCCCAAGGAGAGAUGGGUGCUAUUCAGAUAUUUGAAUUACUGGCAUUAUUCAUUUCCUUGUGCAUUGUUAAGAUCGGGUUUGUGAAAAACUGAAGAGCAGGCAUGUGUAACCUGCAGGCUGCACGCACUCUUGGAUAAAUAGUAAUGUGGCCUCACAGGAUUGUAAACUUCUAACGUUAUUAUCUGAUUUCAGGGAUAUUUUGUCAUGAGGUGACUGUGUGUAGCUUGAGUGCGGGCUGCAUAGGUGAUAAUGUAGUGCUGUGGAGAGGAAGACAUGGUGCGGGGCUAACUCCUCCUCUUGCAUCUGUGACACAAGCUCAGUCAAAUCGAAACCAACGUGUAUUUACCUAACAUUCCCUUGAGCCACUUGGUGACUGAAAUGCACUGAUAGUCAUUAAUUCGAUUUCAUCCUACCAUGCGUGUGUGUGCCUAUGAAUGUAAGAAACACUCAGAAUCAACAGUUUCUCAUCAGUGGUCUUUGCAAAGCAGCAAAAGUUACUCAUUGGUGCAGUAAUGGGCACACACCUCCUUAUGGCAAGGAAGAAAUUGUGCACCUUACUAAUGAAAUCCACUCCAUUAAAUACCCUCACUCGAGGCAGGUGAUACCACUCCUGUCGCUCAUUGCUUGAGUGUAUCACACUCACAGUCUUCCCAGUGUGUUUGCUAAAAUACUUUUCCGUAUACAAUUUAUCACCCACCUGUUCUUUCAUCCUUCAACAGGGAACAAGAGAACAAUGCAUAUUAGGCCCACCUGUUGUUUCCCCUUUUUCAAUGCAUACUGAGUCCACCUGCAGUUCCCCAUUUGUCAAGGGAAACACCAGAACAACGUAUGCCAGACUCACCCUUCCUAUCACCUUAGCUAGUCUCAAUUCCUUUGACUUGGGCUAGGUGUUCUGACAAGCAAGCUACUUGGCAAACUCACUGUACCACGUACUAAGCUGUGCUUCAAUGAUUCACUGUGAACAAGAACCCUUGCAGCAAUUUUGUAAGAAAGUUUAGCAGAAGUCUAUAUAAGUUCAGCAGAAGUGUUCAGAAUUACUCUGGUGCAAACACACUCUACUUCUCACGUGAAGAUGUGUGGUUUUUGUUAUUAAGCAAACACAAAAGUUUUCUUAUUUAAUUAUUAAGCAUGUGCUUGUGUUAUUUUGUGAAGUAAUGUAGUAAGUUAACAUGUUCGUUGCAGAAGAAGUAUCCAGAAUACCUGUGCAGUGCUGACAAACUUUGUAAGUUUCAACGUCUCGAAAAACUCAUAAAAGGUAUUCAAUAAUUUGCAAUAUGUUUUCUUGCAGUGAAUUUGAUUGCUCAUUUCAGUGAGUUAAACAUGCAUCUUUAAGGUGAAAAUCGACUUAUCUGUGCUAUGUUGCAAAACGUGACCAUGGUUGAAAUGAAUCUUAAGUCAUGGCAAAGCUCUGGUUAUGGCAAAUAAUAUUAUGUGGUUUGAUAUGUUGGCUAAACACAGUCCAAUGAGCAGCAAAAAAUGUGCAGCUGCGCUUUUCCUUUUGAUACAGGAAUUUUCAGAUGGAACGUAUGGAGUUGCAAUUUGAUGGUCAACUCAAAUGAAAAUUGGGUCGUGUCUCUUUACAAGACAUGUCUUACAAGGGAGAAAUAUCCCUUACUUCACAGUCGCUCCCUAUUCAUGUCAUUGCUUUGUGGCAGCACGUACAUUUGUGAACAGCUGUUUUCAAAGAUGAAGCACAGGAAAAGUAAAAUUUCAUUAACAACAAAAAAAUAAUCUGUGAGGAUAUUGAGAGCUCAGUAAGAAUUGCAGCCACUUCCAUCAAACCAGGCAUCAAUAUAUUCGUUUCACAGAGCCAUGGUCAGCUAUCCCACUAGACUUAUGUUUUUGUUGCCCUAUGUUUGUUUUAAUAGAAAAUAUAUAUUAAAAUACUUUGUUACUUAUAUACAUUAACUAUACCAUAUACAUUUUUUAAUGCAGCUCAAGAAAACGUCCUUCACUCGUUGUGUCCAAAUGGGUUUCCAUGGCCAUGCUGAAAGAGUUUGGGCCAUGCCCAGACUAAACGACUGUGAUGGCUAGAUUAGUGAACAGUCAGCUCACUAAAGCAACAGAGCACAGAUUCUUCUGUAUUGCUGGUGAUGAGUGCACUGUCUACACAGUUUUUGAGGUUAACCAAGGAAUAAUACAACCUGGCCACAAGCACAUUCAGCUAUAAAAACAACGCUAUAGAGAUUUCUGAGUUUCCUGGGGAAGCGCUCUGUAACUGUGUGACUCUUACCCAGUAGGCAUCCCUGUGUGGGGGAAGAGAAGCUCAGUCCAUCAACUCAUCUCAAAAGUCAGAGGUAUUCUCCCAUCUUGUCUGUCGUAGUACCUUCCGUGACACCCCUCCUUAUCUUAAGCCAUUUUUAUACUAUUUUUUGUUUUUCAGGUGGAGCUUGAGGGACUCUAGUGAUACACACCUUUGAUUAUGAAUGGUGAACAUUUCUAUCACCUCACUUCUAAAGGUAUAGGACAGAAAAUUCAGAGUGCAGGCUCGGUGAGGAAUGGUCAUAGCUUGGAGGUGGGUAGCUUUUGGGAUGGCGGUGUUUUGGUAUUAGAAUGAGGUUAUGCUGAGCAAAGUUCUCCAUAAGGAUGGUAUUUUGUCAAAGAAUGAUGGACUGUUGGCUCAGGGUAGGAAAUAUGCAGCUUUUCAGUACUUAGUACCACCAAGUUCCCGUCCUGGCAUUGCUCCUCGAAGAGUCAGUACAUGAAGUUCUCUUGCUGUUACUGGCACAAAAGGUUACUGAGGGACCUGGUGUGGAUCACAGAACUUGACUGCAGAGUUGUCAUUCUGUUCCACCUUCUGUGCCGUUUCCUGGAUUCCUUGCAUACCAGCUGCUUCUGUGCCUCUGUGAGCAAUGCUGUACCUUCAAGUCACUAUAGCAAUUAAUUCACAGCUACUUGAACUGUUUUUCACUGUUUUUCAAAGGACUGCAAUACGUUCCUACUGCUGACAGGGAGUGGGUUUGUGCUUUUUUGCUUCAUGUGAUUGAUAGACACUGCUAUAGAUCUGUAUUAUUUAUGACUCACAUACUUAAGCAGACACAAGUUAUCGACAGUUUCAUAACUGCAAAGAGCAAUGAAAGUGUAAAACAACGACUGAAAAGGCAGCAAGGUUUAUUACUUGGGGGGCACUGUAAGAAAGGCCAUUCAGUGAGUGGAAUAGUUGACAGGUGUGUAAAUUGCAGCAUUUGGAAGAUUAGUAUCGUUUGACUGAAAUUCAGGUAACAUAUCCCAUACGUAAGGAUAAGAACUUUUCUCCAAUUAGCAGUUGUUAGAUGUUGAAUGAUUUCAGAGCAAUACUUCAAACUGGGGUUGCCUGCAGCUGCUGGAGGUACGAGGCUGUUCUUUAGAUGUGCCUUGGAAGUUGGGAAGCUUUCAGAGCUCAAAGCACAUUUCAAGGUUGCUGUCAUAAAGUGUGAUGCUAAGUAGGAGUCUGCAACUGUGCCGUGGGGAUGUAGCAUUUUCUAAAAAGUGUUAUUCCACCCGUGAAAAAACAUCUCACAACUCUGCUAUAUCAUUAGCUGACCUCUUUCAUCACAGUAAGAAUUACAACUGGAAAAGCAUGAGCUAUAGAUGUAUGGUAGAUAUAAGUAUGCAUUUCAGCUACAAACAUGAUCUGUACUGUGAGGCAGGGAUAUUUCUAUUAUAAGAAGUCUGAUACUACCCUUAGAAAAUGUUUUACUUGUAGGUUUUUGAAUAGACUAUUGGGAAAUGUUAAUUGAUCCGGCGAAUCUGAUCCCUGUUACUAAUGCCUUUUCCUGCAAAUCUUUUGAUUCUGCAUUAAAAAUUGCUUUUUCAUGCUUAAUGCUAUUAGUCAGGAAUGAACAUAACUUUUUCCCUGGGGAGUGUAAGCAAUAAAUGAUUGGGUUUGGGUUUGUUCUCAGCAGUGACUUCUUUGGUGGUGUUUGUGUGUUGCUUGGUAUUGUGGGGAGCUAGAAUUUUAGAACUCCUUUUGAAUCACGGCUGUUCCAAAUGCCUGCAGUCUGUGGUGCUUGCAGAAAAUUCUUUUUCUUUGAGAAUAAUCCCACUGAGCUCAUUUUAGAUGCUUCUGAGGUACUAAGGCCUGAACAAUGGGCCCUCAACCAAAGCUGACCUCUAGAUGAACCUCGAAACCAAACACUAUAUAACACGUGCAGUGCAAUAUUUAUCUGUUUUUCUGUUUUAAUAUAUGUAUUGAUGUCAGUUUAUAAAGAUCUGUUGUAAUGCUUGUUGUGUAACAGUAACCAAUGGUGGAUCUUUCUUUAUUUAGGGACAUGUUGCAAGGCCAUGAGAAAUAUGUGGUUAAAGCCCAAAGUGAUAAGGAAACUCCCUUGGUUCCUCUUUGAGCCCGGCCAGGCUUUGGAUGGAAUCCAAACGGAGGAUGAAAUCUGAUGUUUCUGAACUUGAAGUUAUGUAAGCGUAUUUAUUCAACUAUAUAAAAGCUGGACCCCCUUGCAGUGACUUUAGAGACCUCACCUGUGAGUGGAUGCACUGCAUAGGACCUCCCAGUUGCUGGGAAAGGUUCUCCAAAUCCUGGCUGCAACCAGGGCUCCCCAGUCAUUGUGGGUCUGGAUGCUGGUAAAAUAUUAGGGCAGUUGAUGAUUUAUCUUUCUUAAUCACUGCAGUUAAUCUUAUGUGGUAAUGAUUAGGUGCAUUACCUUGUUUUGUUUUAUUCUUGCCGUAUUAUUUCACUUAUUAUUUUACUGCUUUAAACAUGAGUAAAGACAAGCACACUUCUUUAACUUGAUGUCUGUGUCCUUUGUGCUGACCCUAUCUAUUGGCAAAACAGCUUGUUAGGACAAAAUCAGAUUUUGCUGUAUCUGACUUUUCUAUUGCUAUGUGGUAUGGCAUUUAUCUGUUAUCUUGUUCUUGGCGAGAAGAAUGGCCUAUUUCUUGCUUCCCUUCUGACUUACCAUAAUUCCCAUGACUAUUCGAGGCAGCAUUACGAGCUCUGAUUCUGCAGCAUCUGUUUCUUAAAGGACCCCUCCAUUGCAAAAGAAAAGGAGGAAUAAAGGAAGAAAUAAAUAAAAUACGCAUAUACAAUGCUUGACGGGGAGUGAUGGAGACAAUAUGGAGGAGCAAACUGGUUCUUGCAGCACUAAUUGCUAAGAGUACAGGAAUGUAAGAAUGUUUAUUUCAACGGGAUUAUCUGAUCGGGGACCUUGUGAAAUGGGAAUAGAAAGGAAAUAGAGAAGCAGUAAAUAAAAUGUGGACACAAUCCUGACAGGCAAGUGUAAGGGGAACAGAUCAGCUAUUGGAAGACUGCUGGCAGAGCCAGGCUUCUCCGUGAAUAAGAAUGCAGACCUGGGAAUUCUGGACAUGGAAGGAGGAAGCUGAUGGUGGAUCUUGCCAUCUGAUAAGGGAUGUGCAGGAACUGGGGAGGACCAAUGAGAAGGAUAGGUGGAAGGGGCUGCGGAAUAAUUGCUAGAGGUGACGUAGAAAUGAAACUUAUAUUAAUAGUACAGCAUUGCUCACACAUUAAGGAAAGGUACAAAAGCAGAGUGUGUCUGAUCCAUUCCACGGAAUUUCCCUGGGCAAUAUCAGGUGUUGGCAGCAUCAGGGGAGCUUGAUGUGCUGACUUGAGGAGAAGUGGCAUGAAGGGUGGAGCAGAACAAAGACACUAUGACCAGGCUCUGUGAUACCACUGCCAGGAUAGGAACUUGAUGGUACUACAGAGCUGAUAAGCCAUGUAUUUGCUACCCUGAACCAGUCUGUCAUUCUUUGACAAAAUGCCAUCAUUUGUGUCAACUUUGCUCGGUAUAACAUUUUUGUAACACAAGAACACACCUCCUUCUUGAAAGCUACUUGCCUCUGAGGUGUGGCAACUCCUCAGUGAGCUCACACUCACUGAAUUUUUUCGUCUAUACCUUUAAAAGCAAAGUUAGGUAAUUUUAAACCAUUUGUAACAAAGGUAUGUAUUACUGGUGUCCCUCAAGGUCACAUUAGGGCCACGAAGAUGAUCAGAGGGAUGAAGCACCUCCCCUAUGAAGUAAGGUUGAGGGAGCUGGGCUUGUUCAGUCUGAAUAAGAGAAGGCUGUGGGGAGAUCUCAUUAUGGUCUUCCACUAUUUAAAGGGAGAUUAUAGACAGGAGAGAAAUCAACUUUUUACACUGGUAGAUAGUGAUAUGACAAGGGGAAUGGUUUUAAAUUAAAGGAGGGAAGAUUUAGAAUAGAUGUUGGGGAAAUUUUUCAUGGGGUGAGUGGUGAGGUGCUAGAACAGGUUGUCCUGGAGGUGUUCGAGGCCAGGUUGGAUGGGGCCCUGGGAAUCCUGAUCUACUGCUUGAUCUAGCGGUUGACAACCUUGCCUUUGACAGUGGGAUUGGAGCCUGAUGAUCCUUGAUGUCCCUUCCAGUUCGUGCCAUUCUGUGAUCCUAUAAAGGUCUACCUGUAUAAUAGGAAAUAGUUUAAAAAUGGCUUAAGAAAGGGGUAUGUCAGGAAAGACACAAUUGGAUGUUAAACAUGGAUGAAUUCUGAGAGCAGUGGGUGGGUUGAGCCUCUUAUUUCCUCCCCAUAGAGAUGCAUACUGGGUAAGAUUUGCAUGCUUGGUCAUACUGAGUGCUUUCCUGCGGAACUUAAGGAUCUCCAUGGAACUGUUUUUAGAACCGAAUGCGCUUGUGGCCAGGCCAUAUUAUUAAUGUUCAUGGUUAAUCUCACAUGCUUUGUAGUAUAUUUAUCACUGACAACCCAAAAUGGCCUGCAGUCUCUUCCUUUAAUUAACUGCGCUGUUCACUAAUCUAGCUGUGAGAGUUCUCAUUGGGUGUGGCCAAAUUCCUUCAGGUUGGUUAUGGAGAGCCCUUUUGGGUGCCUCUAGACAAAUGGUGCAGAGUGCUAUUUGUGAAUCCCUAAUUGUGAUGGUUCAUAUAUAACCAGGCUUCUGGUGCUGCAUUGGGCAUCACUCAGCCGCCUCCAGCCCGCCUGUUAAAUAGGGACACAAGGGGGUUUAUUUUCUGCCAAAUUACAUAGUCCUUUAAUGCAGCAGGGCAUAAAGAGGGCCUGUCUGGUCAGGAUGUCUGUCUGAGCCCAGCUUGUCCUGCCUUCUUAGAAAACCUUUCUUAACUCUCGCUCUCUAUCCCUUGCACGUGCAUGAUGUCAAGAAAAUUUCUUGCUCAAAUAGAUUUGCUUGAUUAUCCCAAAGAUAGGCAGAGGAGAGCCCUUAUAUUUCUCCCCGUGAGACCAGAAGGGGUAGAUCCAGGGUGGAGCCACCCACCCUGGGCUCACAUAAGGGCCAGCCACUGAAGGGAAAACAUCUCUUGGGCCUAGGUCGAUCCUAGAGAAGCACUAUGAACACUAUGAGAACGAGUGCUACAUAGCCAGAGAGCUCCCUUCACCAGUUGGGUGAGUUCCAUUCUUCUUUCUGUGUAUGGCUGUUGCUUAUCUGUGAAUUCUUUGCCUGGUAUCACCAAGAACAUGUCAGAAGCAAUUGUACUUCUUCGUGAGCAGAACAGUGGGGAAUCUGUGAAUGUAGAGUGCCUUUGACUCCAGAGAGUAGGGGUGGUUUUUCUUCUGGCGACAUUCAGUCCUGCCCAGUCAAAGAGGAGGAAAGGGACUUGGCUUUUCUUGCUUAAGUUUUGUAUAAGUAUACACCUAUGUACAGGUGCUGCCUUAAGCAUUUUGUGGCAGUUUUUGUAGGGAGCUGUGUCAGUGCUGCUUAUGUGUCUCUGGGAAACCUGCAAGCAGGAAGGCAGCAUCUGUGUCUGCUGACAGAGACAGCUGGGGGCUCCAGGCUGGGCCCCUACCCUCACAUCCUGAGAUACCCCCAGAGCUGCUGGAGAUGAAGGUCACUUACAGUAUCACUUAAAAACCCCUGCAAUGUGGUCUGGGCUAACAGUAUGAUUUGAAGAGGAUAGCUCUGACAAGUGACUCGAAAAGGAUAACUUCAGCUGCUGCUGAGAAAUGUCAUGUUGGUGGUGGUGGUUGUUUUUUUUAAGGAAUAGGGAAAUGCUAACAAAUUGAUUUGGAAGUAAUGUCAGAUAACACUGAAUAAAGUCAGAUUAAAAGUCCUGAUGGAUGGAGGAGAUAACACUAAGAAUUCACAGGGAGGCUGGGAGGAAGAAUCUGAUUCAGUGUGUGAGUGUAGUGGAAAUGCUGAGUGAAUGCCUGAAACAGUGAUUGAGCACCUGGUGGGAAGGCAGGGCCAACCCAGGGGAGCUCAGGUGCAUGCAAUGCAUCUGAGUGACUGGAAGGGUGGAGCCAGGAUCCAUCCCUUCCCAGACCUCAUUUAAGGGUUGGCAGAGGAGUCAAGGGUAUCUCUCUGGAGAUCCCUGCCUACCUGUGGCCUUCUAGAGGUGAGCAGCUUUUUUUUUUCCCCCUUUGCUUUUGCAUUCACAGCUGUUGCAUUUGGGCUUGUCCUCAAUUGUAGCUUAGGACUUUGCCACCCUAUUAUUGCUGUACUUUCCAUUGCAUUAUAGCCUUACAGUGUACUUCAUGGUAGUGAAACUAAUACGCCCAUUUAAGAACAGUUUUUGUAACAAGUGUCUGUAUUGGCAGGUAGGAUUAGGGCAACGCCAAUAGAAGGUAAGAUAAAAAUAAACUCCUGGAUAUGGUGGGAUGGUAAUCUGCAGAGACAAGUGUCUGGUCUUAAUGUACUUCAAGCUGUUGUAACUUCUCUGUGAUUAACUGUCCAUCUGAGACACUGGUAACAUCUAGCAAAUUACCUCUUGUACAACUGCUGAGAAUCCUUGUUGCAAGAACCCUUCUGUGUGUGGAGGCUGCUGUGACAUCUGAAAUAUAGCUAGAACACAAGGAAAAUGACAGUGUACACAUACUUUCUCUUUUGGUCAUGUAUUUACAGCUAGACAGAUGCAUGCGCCUGAAUGCGGCUGAUUCAGGCUGUCUUGGUAGCGGUGAGUCGUCUAAGGUGUGAUGAUCACGCCUUGGCACCUUAGGCACUGGAAUGGCCUGCCCAGGGAGAUGGUGGAGUCGCUGUCCCUGGCAGUGUUCAAGAGGCGUCUGGAUGAGGAGCUAAGAGAGAUGGUUUAGUGGCUUGUGGUAGAAAGGGUAAUGGGAGGACGAUUGGACUAGAUGAUCUUGUAGGUCCUUUCCAACCUUGCGAUUCUACGAUCAGUUGAUGACAAUGACAAAUAAAGGUGGAAGAUAAGUGUUCUCUUUACUUAUAGUCCUGAGUGGUUUGGAACGACAGCUUCCGGGGCUCUCAGCAGGAGCUCUUUUGUUCCUGACUUCCAAGCUUUACAAAUUUAAAUCAGCAGAGAUAAGAGAUGGCUCCAGCUUGUAUCUUGCCUUCAAGAUAUAUGAUAGUAUCCUCUAACUUCUUGUGUCAAGCUGAAAAUACUUGCUCCCAGGCCAAAUCUUCAGCCAGAGAAUGUUCUUGGACCUUCCCAUUCAAAAGCAAACAGCUUCUGUCCAUGUCCAAAGGAAUGCUUUCAAAUGUUAAGCUGUCCACAAAGUGUUGCUGUUGAUCUCUCUUGUUGAUUUGAGACAAUAGUUCCUUACCAGUCUCAGACAAUCUCGUACUGCAAGUAGGUAUUGCCAAGCUGCUCUAAUCUUGCUGUAUAAUAGCAAGUACUGAAUUUGUGGUAAAUGCUUUCAGUGAACUGAUAAUGGCUGCUGUAAGUCUAGAAGCAGAAAUGUGGUCAUGAAGGUGUAUGGUCCUGCAGAUUAACUUUGUCCUUUUGAAAAAGGGGGGACUUGAUUCAAAUUGAUUCCGCUUAAUGAAAGAGGGUUUGAUUUUUGCGGUUCUGCCUGGACGGUUUAGAUUCUGCUUACAUUCCACAGGAGCAUUCUUCUGUGGUGAGAAGAACAUAGGUACCAGACUCAUUGUUGGCAAGGUAAGGAGAACAGAGAACCAGAGGAGGGAGAUAGGAGAAGAAUAGGCCCCAGUCUCCUCCUCAGCAAGACAAUGAGGAAGGGAUGAACCUAGUUAGCAAGGAGUAGGAUAACGAGAAGGAAAGUAGGCUCAAGAAGUUCAAGAAGAGGUAAUGAGGAAGAGUGUUUACUUCAUCCCAAGGGACCACCAGAUGGGGAUGUGACCACCCAGAGAAGAAUACAACACAUGUGCCGGAGGGGAGGGACUUGAUUAAUGAAUAUGUAGUGGGAUUCAACGUAACCUUUUGAAUAUGUAUGAACUUGACUUACAAAUAUGUAACAUCUCUGUGGACCGGUGUGCAAGUUAGGUGGAGCUAUCCCGCUUGCAUCCGGCGUCUGUACAUUCGUCUGAAUAAAUGCUGCCUGCUUUAUAACCUAUCCUUGGAUUAUAGAGUUUGAUUCCGCAAGUCACUUCCAGUUCUUGGAUCUUUUGCUGAACUCUGUCCAGGAGAGUGUUCUAGUUAUGUGAGAAGUAGACUGUGUGUUUGCACCAGAGUAAUUCUGAACACUAAGGUAUAGACUUUUCUAACCUUUCUUACAAAAUUGCUGCAAGGGUUCUUGUUCACAGUGAAUCAUUGAAGCACAGCUUAGUACGUGGUACAGUGAGUUUGCCAAGUAGCUUGGUUGUCAGAACACCUAGCCCAAGUCAAAGGAAUUGAGACUAGCUAAGGUGACAGGGAGGGAAGAGUCUGGCAUACGUUGUUCUGCUGUUCCUCUUGACAAAUGGGGAACUGCAGGUGGACCCAGUAUGCAUUGUUCUCUCCUUCCCCAUUGAAGGAUGAAAGAACAACAGGUGGGUGAUAAAUUGUAUACAGAAAAGUAUUUUAGCAAACACAUUGGGAAGACUGUGAGUGUGAUAUGCUCAAGCAAUGAGUGACAGGAGAGGUAUCACCUGCCUCGAGUGAGGGUAUUUAAUGGAGUAGAUUUCAGUGAUAGGCACACACCUCCUUAUGGCAAGGCAAGAAAUUGUGUGCCUUAUUACUGCAGUAAUGAAUAACUUCUGCUGCUUUGUGAAGAUUGUUGCCUGAUGAGAAAUUAUUGGUUCUGAGCAUUUCCUACAGUUACAAAAAGCUCUUUGUAAUGAACAAGAACUUGCAAAUGUUGUGAAUGGCUUGAUUAUGCUUACUGCUUCACCAUGUGAUACAUGGAAAGUGAAAGAAUGGCAUAAUAUCUUGUGUUGAGAUGUAUCCAGGACUGGGCAGCAGAACAGGAAGAUGUCUUACCAAAGCAGAACCAUGUUUCCUUCUGCUGGAGUUAUGAGAUUAAGGAGUUACUUGCAGGAAAAAAAAAAAACCAAAACUUAAAAUAGCCAAGUGACUCCAGAAUGCCAGUGUUGUGCCAGAGGCCCUUUAAGAGCUUAACAUAGUGGAUGAAAUCACAGAUGAGGGAUAUAGUAACAGCACCAACUAAAAGAUGGUAAAGUUUCCUCACUUCAGCUGCUAAUAUGUGCUGUGAUUGGCUUUAUCAUGGGUGUCAGUCUUUGCCAUCACUGCUGCCCCUCUGGUCACAGCAGUGGCAUGUGCUUGGGCAUUGCAUGUGCCCUUAGCCAUGGAGUGAGCAGAAUGGAAAUGAAUGUGGCCAACAGCUGAAGUGGGCAUAUAGGCAUAUUUUCCUGAUAUAAUUUUUUUUUUUUUCCACAAGGGAAGUUGCCACGGAUUUUCCUUGUGUGAGUGUGGAAGGAGCUUGCUUGCCUUGAGGGAGACCAGUGGGUGCACCCAGUAGAUCUUGUUAGAGGAGUGAAUGGCUAAGCGAAGGAUUCAGCCACUUGGGCAUUGCCAUGGUAAUUGGCUAUAACAACUCAGUCAUAUGCAGUAUGGAUGACUGCAGCGUGCCUAGAUCAGGCAGUAUGUUGAAUAAUUGCAUAGGUAUCAGUAAGCCAGACAUCCUUCUUGGAUGGUCAAGGAGGAACCUCUGUAAUAGGCACCUGUGAGGGGCCAUACAAAGCUGGAAGAAGAGGGAUUGAAUAUAAUAUAACUGGAACCUAAAGGUUGUGAUACAAGUUGUAACAAUAUUAUUAAGCUUGCUAGUGUUUGUUGAUGGAUGGUCCUGCCAUGCAACUUGUUUAGAUAACAGAAAGAGCUGUGUCCCUGAACCAAGGAGAUAGACUCUACUGAGUCUUUGUACUGGGGAAACAGGAGGACCUGCUUGGAAUUGGUCAUUUAAUAUGUAAUGUAAUUCUGGGGAAACUUACGUUUGUAACAUAAUUCUGAGAAACUUCUGUAUAUGUAGCACAAGUAAUGCAUAUAAACUGAAGAUCUUCUGUGUAAGCUAUACAUGAUAGGAGGAUUACCCCCAUACAUCCAGUGCUGCUGUUAAAGAAUAUCUGCUUUCUAAUGUGCCAGCUUGAGUCUUAGUUUCCUGGUUGACUGUCUUACAAUAUCAGUUGGGUUCUGAUGGUGGAGGUUGGAGUAAAGUGGAGACCCUGUGGCCAGGCUCUGUGAUAACACCACAAGGUAUUUUGGGCUGAAACAAUCACGUUAUACAACUUACUCAUAAAAGACAAGCGGGGAAUAUAUUUAUUGACAUAGUAUAAUGCAGUGAUUUAAUAGCAACUUAACAAGAGCUGAGAUGUCUGGCUACACUUGAUUAUUUACUGCAUAGAUGGUAGGGUAAACACACAUGUAGGAGACUCUCCCGCUGAGUCACAGUAUUCAGAGUGGACCCCCUUGCUUUCUAAAUUCCUUGACCCAUGGAACCAAGGAACCUUGGUGCAGCCAGAUCCACCCACUCCCAGACUUGGUCGACAGUUUAUGUCUAAGGGAUUAAAUGUGCACAAUCAAUCUAAGGUGUGAUGUUAGUGAAGUUAACAAAGUCUAAAACAAACUAUUAGUUGUUUACUGAUAGUCUGUAUUGGCAAGAUGUACAGGAUCUGUGCUCAGGUGUAACCUCAAGAGGCAUCCCUACUCAAGGGGAGAUCUUGUUGUACAGCCAUUGCCAUGCAGGAUUGUUCUAAGGGGUUCUUGAGCUGUUUACUAUUUUUGGGGUAAGGUGAUUGGCUUGGUCAUAGUCUGCUUAUUAGGCACAUGCUCAGUUUGUCCUCAGCUGUUGAACCAGGUGUCUGCUAUCAUCAGUUCUUUCAGCCUCCCCCAGCUGGAGGCAUAUCUGUGGUUGUUAUCAUUGCUGUUGCUUGCUGCCAAUUUGAAGUGGGGAGUUAAGGGAGGAAGGGGGGGGGGGGGGGGGACAGGGAGAGCACACUGUCACACAAGGAUGGAGACUUGAUACUAUGAAACUGGUAAACUGCUGCCUUGUUGCCCUGAGCCAUCAGUUUUCUGCCUCUCUGUCAAAAACAUUCUCUGAGUAAACUUUACAAACUAAAGGUGUGUUUGUCUAGAGUCACUCAAGCUCUACCUGAAAGUAAGAAAGUAAGUAUGAAAAUAGUAUAAGAGGAGAAAUGGGAGGGAAGAUAUCAUUGCUGACUUCUGUGAUCAGUCAUUGGGUUGUGCCUCUUUCCCUUCCCUAUGACACCUAUUGGGAAAGACUUGUGCAUGCAGUUAUACCAAGUGCUUCCCUUGGAAACUUCAAAAUCUCUAUGGAGUUAUUCCAUCGUUUAACGCAUUUGUGGUCAGCUGUAUUAUUCAUGUUAUUGGUAUUUACACGUGCUCUGCAGGUAGUAUAUUUGUCAUCCACAGUUCAAAAGGGUUUUGUUUCUGGAAUUCCUUUUUCUACAACGUGUAACUACCUCUCAAAUUUCUCCUGGGCACACCCUACCACCGGGGAGACUGUGUGGUGUUCUUACUAUUCCAGAAUAGCUCCUAGGCUUCUAACAUGGAUGUUGGUGGGAAUUUUAUCAAUUACAGACAAAAUAUCCUGCCAGACUUGAGAUAAUCUUUUUUGUUGGGAUGACAACAUUGGCCUUCAGCUACAUUGAGAUGGAACUCAGUAUUUCUAAAACAAGUAGGCAGGGUAAAUUUCUCUUCAUGUUUUAUUUAUUUAUUACUUCCUGUAAUCAAAGUAGCAAAGGAAAUGGAAGAGCUACUUCCUUUCAUAAACAAUCCGGUGUCUGCAAGCAGAGCAAGCUUCUGAAACAAUCAGGGCCAGUCACAGCUUAAGCUAGAAUUUAAUACUGAGGCAUGUAAAGGCUUGCAUAAGCCUAGUUACCAAGCCAUAUCUGCUCUUCUCUUCUGGGCCCUGUACUCAAAGCUUGAGAGGUCUGUAUGUAAGCGUGAGUAGCUGCUUUCUCACCCUGUGUGUAUAAUCAUAGAAUAAUGUGAGGGAAGUGUUGGGAUGCCUUGGUUACGGCGUGGCAGACAUCAUGAAACAUAACAUUCCUACUUUCUUUAGUAGCUGUUGCCUAAAUCUGUCUUAGAGUAGUUGAUAGGAAAAUAACAUCUAUGCCAAGUACCUUUAUCUGCAAUCUUACUAAUUGCUGUUAUGAAGUUGCAUAAUUUUGUCUUGAAGUAGUUGAUUAAUUGUUGUUAGAAAGCUUGAUAAACUAUCUUGCAUUGUUUCUCUGAAGUAGUGCCUGAUUACAUUGCAGAAGCAACUGCUGCCAAGCAGGGAGUGCCCUAUUUGAAGGAUUCCAAAGACUCACCUUCCUUGCAACCCACCAAGUGAGAUGGGGCAUCUGCUCUAGUGAUGCACUUACCAUUUAUCCAAAAUAGAAUUUCAACUGUGGACGUAAGAAAAAGAAAUCACGAAAAGAUGGACUGGAAUGUAAGACCACUCCAGAACGCAGAUGUGCAGAAUAACCUGCAAAGUCAAGAAUCCUGUUACAGUCAAAUGCUUUCUAAUGCACAAGCUUUUCCUCAAACAAAUGCACUUUCUUCUGAAAAUGCAUGCAAUUAUGUGGGAAAUAACCCAGUGUAUCUACCAACUGUUAAUACUGCUUUACCAGGAACGUCUGUAGCCAUAAAAAGUUUUCUUACCUCGGAAUACUCUGUCAAUCAGUCUCCACCACCCUAUGUACCACCUGCACCAACACUUCCCAAUCAGACAUCACGUGCACAGGGAGAGAUGACUCCGAACUCUUGGCAAAACUCUGGUAGGCUUAUUUCUUCCCAUAGAAAGUUUCCUCUCCUGUCUUCUCAAGUGAGUGGUGGAAACAGUGUGCCGAAUGUGCUGCGAGGACCUCAUUAUGCCACCUCAAGCAGUUAUGCUGUUUGUUCACAAACGUCACAGCAGCGUUCUCUGAGAACUAUGUUGCAUCAAAGUAACCGUGAAUGCAUUAAUUCUUCAAAGCUGGGGUGCGUACCGCAGUAUAACACAAAUACCUCUGCUUCUUCUCAAAGCAUUUCUGUACCUGUCAAUCAGUCAUCCAGUCAAUAUCUCCAUUCCCAGAAUAACUGUUUACCUUUUGGUACAUCUGGGCAACAUGUCCAAAACCAAAUACAUAAUUCCAGUAAUCAGAUUCAGUUUCCGCAGUCUUUGAGUCAAAAUACUGCAACAAAUGUACAUCUGCCACAAUAUGCGCCGAAUCAGAUGGGAUCAGGAGCUCCCAGUGGAUGUUCUGCACCAUCUUUGUUGCCUGCCAACUAUGAUUCAAAAACUGUAGCACAGCCUUUGCUAGGAGCACAGCAGGCAGUUCACAAUGUGUUUAAUAAAUACCCUCUCCAGAGCUGCCCAUCAGAUAAAAAAAAUGCUUCUGGUUUUAACAGUGUUCAGCAAUACUCAGUGAAACAUCAACUGGGAGAAGUCAGUCAAGGGGUUAGGAAUGGCUAUAAUUCAAGUGGAAAUCUGACAGUAAAUCAGCUCUUUAGUGAAAAGUCUGUACCCCCCACUGACGUUUCCUCAGAACUUUAUGAUAUUAUGCAAGGAGUGGUACCUUUUUCUUCAACGGAUGCUUCGCAGCCACUGUGUGAUCCUGUUUCAGUUCAAGAAAGGCAGACUACUAGUUCAGUGAAUGUGCCUGCUAAUUCUCAAACUUCUUUAGCGAGAGAAGAUAAAAGAAAAAUGACAAGUGACACUCUAGCUUGGGAAACUCAAAGACUGCAAGUUAUUAAAAGAAAAUGCGCUCUGCUUGAAAGGAUGCACCAGUAUAGAAGAAAAUUUUUUACUUCAAAAUGUGACAAAAGCACUUCCACGCUUCCUGUGAGUUAUGAAAAUGCACUCUCUAAUCGUCUUCCUCAGAUGCCCAAGCAAAAUGUAGUAUCUUCUCUAUCACAGGCAGUGAGGACAGCCAGUCAGGAGCACUCUAUUCUUGGAUCUUCACUUGAAGAAAGAAAUGACAGAAACAUAACUGGUGAUAGCAGAGGGUUAGAAGUGACUCAGGGUAAUCAUCAGGUAGAGCAGGGCAGCCUUUCAUCCGGGCCCCUUCCCAUUCCUUCCCACAGUGAACUUACAGCUCUAUUAAAUAAUCCUGAGAAUUCUUCCAUGUUGGAACAGAAGAAUGCCUUGGCUUCUCCUCAGAAAAUGCUGACAUCCUUGAAUGCUGCUUCAUGUCAUAGUCAACCGAAUAGGUCUAGCGGAGAUGCAUCAGCAAGUGUGGAAGGUUAUCCUGAGAACUCAGCGUUUCUCCAGUUUGUAUUGAGCAGCACAAAUAUGUUAAAAGAGAAGAAAGCUGGUACUAUUGCUGAUAACAUACUGACUAAUCUCCUUUCUAAUGAAAAACAACACGUAGAUGUAACAGGCUUGGGUGGAAGCUUAUUAAAAGACACUAGUGGGAAAGGUGAUUUGGUAUCUAUGGUCCACACGCAUGCUCCUGUAUCAGAAGUGAUGGAAUCUAAUGUAAAUAAAUUCCAUGGUGAUGUAGCUCAGAAAAAAAUGCAGUUUACUGAAAAUCCAUGUUUUAAACAGAACAAUGGUAAUUAUUCUCUAGAAGAGCUAAAUGCAUGCCUGGGCUUAUGGAAAAAACAAGGUCCAGAACCUGUGAGUGUUCAAAAUAGCCAGUUAAAUGAAAGCACUGCAGCAAAUCAGAUAUCACCAUUACCUCACAGCCAAAACACAACAAAUAAGAGAGAACAAGGUAAUCUUCUGGUUAGCACAGAUGUAACGGUCUUGCCUUUAACAACCACCUCCAUAGGACAAAAACAUGACGCGUUAAGUUGCAAUUUGAUAAAAGGUUUAGAACUCCAAAUUGCAGUUGUCUCUCCUUUAGUGCUUUCUAAUCAGAGAGCUCAGAGUGAACAGCUAGACAAGUGUCCAACAUCUGCGGAUAAAACCUAUCCAGUGAUUGACACGGGAAGCAUAUGCAGCAUGCAAGAAGAGGGGAAAAAUGUUUUAACUGUGGUAAAUACUGAUAAAAGAACAAUGGAAAGUGUUUCUUCACCUGAUGACUGCAUUCUGAUACAGAUGGAGGACCUGUGUUCACAACAGACCAAAUCAGCUGAUGGAAAGAGAAUAGUAGAAAACAGUAUGAAUGCGAAUGAUUCAUGUGGUAAAAAUGAAAGGAAACUCAGUCAAGCCACGAGAGAUGCUGAAGAAAAUCUACAAAACAAACUUCUUCCUGAAUCAGGCCAGAAUUUUUCUAGUAAAACUUUCCAAGAAGAUAUAAAAGACCAUGAUGGCAAGCAAGCAGUGCUAGAGACGCAAAAUAAUACUCCCACAGCUGUGAUAGAAGAACAGAUGUUUCAUAUUGCUAGCGUAUGUUCUCUUGUUGAAGGUGAUAAAUCAUACAAUCCGCAAAUAGCAAGCAUGUUCAGCUCGGUCCCUCAGACACAUGCAUUUAACAGUGGUACCUCAUCAGAAGAAAACUCAUCUGACCCAAGGCAAAAGGAGCAGCUGAUGAAAUUGAAUAAAAAUGACCUGAGGGAGAACACUUCUCAGCUAGAGACUUUGCUGCAAAAGGCAUUGCGAGAAUCCAGUGAAGUAGAUAAGAUUUUGAAUAGUACUGUAACUAGCCAUUCUAAGAAAGAAAGCAGUGGCAUGCUUCCUAACACAGUUACUACCUCAGACCAAAAAAAGCCAGUAAAUUUAUCUUUCAGGUAUCCUGAAAAUGACUUGGGAAUUCUUGCUAGUAUAAACCAGGAGUUAGCUAGAAAUUCACUAGAUUCCUUGGUAAGCAUAACUGCUGAAACAAAUGCAUUCACUGUUACAACAUGCAGCAGUAAAGAAAAUGUCACAUCCACUAAGAAGAGCGUAGAAGAGCUACACAUUUUUGGAGCAGAACCCAUUACAUGUCUAGAUAAUCAGCUUACUGAACUUAUGAAAGAGUUUCCAUUUGGCAUUGAAGGGGCUGAUAUUCUGACAAAAGAACCAGCAAGAAACAAUUCUGUGACUGAGCAGAGAGAGGAUCAAGCUCAAAAGGAGACUCAUGUUUCUGCCAAAAAAACUGAUUCAAAGAAUCAAAUAGAUGAGCUACAAAUUGCGCAGUUAAACUCUGAUCGGGUGCAGGAGUUAUUUCCUGAAAAGAAGCUAUGUUCCUCUACCGAAAACAGUGUAGCAAUGAGUCAACAGUCUGAAAAGACUUCAACCCAGGAGGACAGCCUUGAAAGCAGUGUUCAGCCCAGUCAAAGUCUGUGUAAGGAGAAAGAAAACCCACAGUCCCCUUCCAGCUCUGGAAAUAAAGAGGUUUGUAGUUUAACGGGUUGUCUGUCUGCGUCGGGUGAAAUGUCACAGAGCUCCUGUAAACGUAGAACUUCUGUUUCAGAUAAAAAUGACGAGCAACUUUCAGAAGCUGAAAACCCUAACUCUGCAGGGAGACAAGAAAACAACAGCAAAUCUGAUGCCAUAAUAAAGAACAACAGUGUGGUAGAAAACCCACCGAUUUGUGAAAAUGUUCAAAAUAGCAUUCAGAAAAAUAAAGAAGAUGUAUGCAAAUAUAUCUCUGUAACAAACAAAAAAUCCAAGAUGAAUAAUGAACCUAAACCACUUUCACCGCAACUGGAAAAAAAUGGGCCUCUUAAUUCCUCUGAAAAACAAGAUGUUAAUAGUUCCAAAAGUGGUAAUAAGAAGGAAGAGAUGCAAGAGUCUGGAAGAACUCCAUUGUUAAAGAAGGAAUUUCAUUCUGACAAAAAAGAUCAUCAGAAAAUCUCAGAAGGGGAGUUGCCAGAGAAAGGUGGUUGUACAGGUGUAGACAGUGUGAUGAAGUCAUCUGAAAAGGAGAAAAUUUUCAAAAUGAAGUCCCUUUCAAAAGAUAAAACCAGAACAGAUUUGGCCCCGAAAUCCCAAAGAGACCUUCAUAAGUAUACAAAGUCAGAGAAUGUUGCAAUUAAGCGCACUGAAGUCUGUCAAGGACAAGAAAGAAAAAUCUGUGACAACAACUCGGGUAAAGAACAGAACUGCAAGAAACGAAACGUAGGAGUUAAUACUGAACGGAAAGCAAAGUUAUCUCCAGAAAUAAAACGUGAAAAGCUGAAUAGUUAUCAUGCAGAAGCUAUGAAGUUCCCAAACUUAGGCAUUAGAGACUUAAAGUCAAGCAACUAUACGUUUUCUCAGCGUAAUUCUAUAAAAGCUCAUCCGCCACAGGAGGAGUCAUACAAACGAAAGAGGAAGGACAAUCUGAUUGGGAAAACAAGCUCUAAAAAAACAAAGGUGGAAGAUGAAAGACUAAAACAAUCUGAAACAAAGAAUUCCAAGCGGCAUUCAUAUGAUCGCAAGAUAAAUACCGACAAGACUAAAAAGCUGAGUGGAGAAAAUGUCUGGAAACCUAAGAAUUCAUUAGCAGAUCGCUCUAUGCUUAAGCUACAGAGGAUAAGGGGUCUAUCUACCAUCUCCAAAAACCACUUUUCUAACAAAGAAAAACAUCUUGAUGGUCAAAACAAAGACAAGUGUUCCGAGAAAAUGUUUUCUGAUAAAAACGGGCUAUAUUUGAACAGAAGAACAAACAGAUUAAAAUUACAUCUUCAAAAGGAACCCAAAAAGCACUACCUAAAUAGAGUUGCAUUUAAACGUACUGCGCAGGAACGCAUAUUUCUGACAAAGUUGGAGACAUCACCUGUCAGACCUGUCUUGCACGUAAAGUCCCAAGUAUCACCGCAUAGUCUAGAUUCAAAAAGAGAUGCUUCUCUCUCCGAAAAUGAGAAACCACGGAAACGACAAGUGCUUGAAUUUAAGCUGUGUCCAGAGAUACUGUUCAGAAAUUCAGCCACUGAUGAUGAAAGCUUAGCUGCAAAGAAUUUUCUGGAAAAAGAGAAAACUACUGUGGCAGGUGUCAAGAGUAAAAAAGAAGAUUGGUUAAAGUAUGAUUCAGUGAAGCAAAAAAAGUUGAAGGAGAUCUUUACAGCUGAGGACUGUAUUCCACUUGAUACAGCCAUACAAAUACUGGAAGGAGAUGAACAGGCUCUUCACAUUCCAAUCAAAGACUCCAAACAGAUGUUUCAAACCUACAAGAAAAUGUAUCUGGAAAAAAAGAUGGAAAAGCCUGGAUAGCACUCCUGUAUCAUACAUCAUAAUGGAUAUCACUGGGAAAAAAAUGCUGACAUUAGAAUUCUUUUUCCAAUUUACUUCAUAUUUUUGCAUAAGUGUUCAUAUUUGUUCAACAAGUUAUCACCCAGUACUUGCGAAUGAGUGGGAAUUUACUUAGUGUGUAUUUACUGCACAAUUAGGCUUUGGUGCUGAAAGUGUCAUUGUCAAAUGCUUUACAUCUUUUUGGCAUAUUUGAUUUUUUUUUUUUUUUUAAGUACAGGAGAUAGCUGAAUCUUGAAAAAAAAUAAAAGAUACAUUAAAAAAAAUCCUCAAAGUCAUUUAAGUAAUCACGAUCUGUUUUCUUUUCUGAGUUUGGAAAAAUUCAACUUCUGAUACUUUCCAUUGCUGGCAGUGGAAAAAUAUUUCUACUAGAAAGGGAUUACAAGGAUUCUCAGGCGUUACAUGUUUAUUUUCUAUUUAUGCUAGUUUGAUUUUUGUUCAUCUAGCAAGGCUUUCAGUUAUUUGUAGAAUAUUUUUUUUUUUGUAAACUUGGAAUACAGAUAUAAAGCCCUUAAGCAUGAAGAUAAGGGAGUACCGUGAAGUAUUUAUGCUGCUACUCGGUUUUCUUAAAUAUAUUUUUGUAGAAAUUGUAGAAGUUGAACUCUGAAUUCUUCAUCUGGACACAGUGCUGUAAGCUGACAGCUCACUGAAGAAUCUUCCCUACUGCCCUCCCUCUUUUCAAAAAGUACAGCGGUUGAAGUGCACGGAGUUCGAAUUUACUUCUGUCUGACUAUGAUGCUCAUUUUGACCAGACUGUAAUUAUUUCUUUGUUUUUAAAGUAUUAGCUGAUGUUUGACUAAGGAUUCACUGUGACAUAAGAAUUAUAUUUGUUGUCUGAUGUCUUUUUUUUAAAGUGCCUUUUCAGUGUUGUUCACAAUUUUGAAUUGUCUUCUUUUUUUUUUUUUUCAGAAUUGUUCUGAUUCUUUUUGUCUGUUUAAGCCUUUAUACUGAAAGUAAAAACGCUUAUAGAUAUUUUACUGAAUGACUUUCUAAUACUUGAAAUAAACUUUCAAAGGCUA
Molecule: messenger RNA, 23333 nt
Organism: Gallus gallus (chicken)
Lineage: Eukaryota; Metazoa; Chordata; Aves; Galliformes; Phasianidae
Gene: RESF1
Product: retroelement silencing factor 1
Exons: 4
Coding region: 16609-22278 (1889 amino acids)
Cellular component (GO): nucleus
Molecular function (GO): histone methyltransferase binding
Source: RefSeq, a predicted model, not a curated record